Messenger RNA from Macrosteles quadrilineatus (aster leafhopper), 1800 nucleotides. Its product is annotated as activating signal cointegrator 1-like. Bases 94 to 1734 code for a protein of 546 amino acids. The transcript is spliced from 14 exons. Lineage: Eukaryota; Metazoa; Arthropoda; Insecta; Hemiptera; Cicadellidae. The record is from RefSeq and is a predicted model, not a curated record. Gene Ontology annotation, molecular function: transcription coactivator activity; zinc ion binding. Gene Ontology annotation, cellular component: nucleus. Gene Ontology annotation, biological process: positive regulation of DNA-templated transcription.
AACCAGCCUCAAAAAACAUUAUAACCUUCAAGCAGAACAUUUUCCUAGGAACGGUAUUGACAUUUGCAGUAAGUGAAUCUUACCAGCAACAAUAUGAGUGACGAGUGGCUUUUUGAUCAGUUAUCGAGUCUUCUUCAGUUCCCUGUACCACAAGACAUGAUAGAUUAUAUAUCCUCCAUAACCAACGCAAGAGACUUGGAGGAUUAUAUGAAAACCCUCCUCGACUAUGAUAAUCCACAGCAUAAGAAGUUUUUACAAACACUGCUUCAUAAAAGAAAAGAAUCAAGCCCAUUUUCUCAUCUGGUUUACGGCUAUAAGAAAAAUGAAGUAGAAGAGGACUAUAUAGCACCUAAAAUGGAGAAGAAGAAAAAAGAAAAGAACAAGUCACAAAAUAAUGCAAAGUCUCAAAAUAAUAUGAAGCCACCUCCAGAACCAUUGCCUGUGGCAGAGACGUCAAAAGAUAAAUCAAAGAAGAAAAAGUAUGUGAAUUUGUAUUCUCAAGAGGGCCAGACUCGAGAUGUCGUAAUGUUGAAAGGUCGGCACAAGUGCGACUGCCAGGCGAGCAAACACAAGUUAAUCAACAAUUGCCUCAAGUGUGGACGGAUUGUGUGCGAACAAGAAGGCUCCGGACCUUGCCUCUUCUGCGGGAAUCUGGUGUGCUCAAGGGAAGAACAAGAAGUUUUGAGUUCCGGCACCAAACAGUCGAGCCACCUGCUGCAGAAGCUGAUGGACAAGAAGCCGGCCGGCUACGACGCGGCCAUUGAGCAACGCAACAGGCUGCUGGAGUAUGACCGAACCAGUGAGAAGAGAACCAGAAUCAUUGAUGAUGAAAGUGACUACUUCUCCACCAAUUCCGUCUGGUUGUCGGCUGCCGAGAGGGAGAAACUGAAGAAGAAAGAAGAAGAAGUUUACGCUCGAAAACAUCAGUCUCGUAGAGAACAGACUCUCACACUCGAUCUAGGAUUGAGGAAGAUGAUAGAGACCAAACCGCAGACAGACUUUGACCUGAACGAGCUGGACGAUGUGUUGAGGGACAUAAGUAGCAGUGUGAACAACUCACAGACCGGAUAUUGUGAGACGGACAACACUGAUCCGACAAUCAACCUACAUCCUAAGUACGACGAGAACGUGAUGUACGAGGUGGAGAGAGGAAGGAGAGGCUCCGGGACCCGAGCAGCUACCUCUGGCACCAAGGUACAAGACAAGGAGUUCCAGGAGAUGGUGGACCUAGGGCUGUGUCUAAGUCUGCACCAGCCGUACGCGUCACUACUGGCUACAGGAGUAAAAGAACAUGAAGGUCGCACUUGGUACUCCUCACAUAGAGGAAGGCUGUGGAUUGCUUCGGCAGCCAAACCUCCGCUGGACUCUGAGAUCAGGGAGAUGGAAACGCUCUACAGGGAGUUGAAAGGAACUAUGAUCUUCCCCCUGACCUACCCGACUGGCUGUCUGCUGGGUUGUGUCAACGUCGUGGAUUGUCUCCCUCAGGAAGAAUACAGGCAAAAAUUCCCGGAUGGGGAGAGCAGCUGUCCCUUUGUCUUCAUCUGUGACAGCCCUCAAGAACUACCUAUCCGCUUCCCAGUGAGUGGGAAACAUAAAAUAUGGAAUUUGGACCCGUUGAUCCACCAGGCAGCUCAAAAAGCUCUUCAGCGAGUCGCCAAAAUAAAAUCGGAGAAGAACAGUCAGUCAUUCCUGAGAAACAAAAUGUUUAAGAAGUUGAGUGAAGAGUUUGUAUAAAGAUGUUUCAUUUGAUUUUAUGUGUAACUGAAAAAAUAUACACAUAACAAGAUGCUUAAAAUUAAA